Molecule: messenger RNA, 1692 nt
Organism: Paramecium tetraurelia
Lineage: Eukaryota; Ciliophora; Oligohymenophorea; Peniculida; Parameciidae
Exons: 6
Biological process (GO): protein autophosphorylation; autophagosome organization; peptidyl-serine phosphorylation
Cellular component (GO): autophagosome; cytoplasm
Molecular function (GO): protein serine/threonine kinase activity; ATP binding
Source: RefSeq, a predicted model, not a curated record
AUGAACAACUUCAUUGAUAAAGAAAUAAAAGGAUAUAAGUUUAUUAAGCUUAUUGGAAGAGGAGCCUUUGGAAAUGUUUACUAAGGUAAAAAAAUGAGCACUAAACAAAUUGUGGCUAUUAAGGUGAUAGAAAUCGAAAGGUUUGGAGAAAAUGAUGGAAUUUUAGGUGAACUCGUUGAAUCAGAAUAAAAAGCUUUGCAAAAGGUUAAGAGCAAAUAUGUAGUUGGAUUUGUGGAUACCUUUCAGGAUAAUAUAUAUAAUUACUUAGUAAUGGAAUAUUGUGAUUCAGGAGAUUUAGAGCAAUAGAUAAAAAAUCCAAAUACUCAUUUCACAGAGCAAGAUGCCAUUGGGAUACUUAGAUAAAUACUAUAAGGAUUAAGAGAUAUUCAUUCUGUUUUUAUUAUUCAUAGAGAUUUAAAAUUAGCAAAUAUUCUAAUCCAUAAUCAUUCGAUCUAUAAAAUUGCAGAUUUGGGCUUUUGCAAGAUAUUGCAACAUGAAAACGAUUAAUCUCGUUUAUAGCUUGGAUCCCUUUAUACAAUGGCUCCAGAAAUCCUUAAUUCAAAUUCUUAUGGUUUAUCAUCAGAUAUGUUUUCGGUUGGAGUCAUCUUUUAUUAAAUAUUAUUUGGAAGAUUUCCAUUCACUUAAAAAGACUAUAAAUUAACGAGUUAGCCUUUAAUUAAUUUUACAAGGAAUAAAAUUGAUGUAUCUGACGAAUCAAAAGAUCUUCUUGAGAAAAUGCUUUAAUUUGAUCCAAAAAAGAGAAUUACUUUCUAAUAAAUCACUCAACAUAAAGUAUUUGAGAAAUAAAUAUUUAGUUAAAUAAGUAGAAUUUAAAUUGAAAGUGCUAGAGUUAUUAUGGAAGAGCAUGCAUAAUUUUAUUAAAAAGAAGGAGCUAAAAUUGAAAGAGAAAAUUAGAAAGAUAUCGAAAUAACCUAAUAGCGUUUAAUGUCUAUGGGGAAACCACAUUUAGAGUAACAGCAAUUUAAUUAUGAAUAAUCUCAAAAUAUUUCUAACUUUAAAAUUGAAGAGAAAGUGUCAGAAAACAGUAUUGCAGAUAUUGAUAUAAAAGAAAAAACAAGGAAAACAGAUGAAAUGAAUCUAAAAAUUAAUCAUUUUAACAAACAAAUGAAUGAUCUUUAUUUCUUUUCAAAUACUAUUUUGGAAAUCUUUUAAAUUCAAAUGAGAGCUCAUUAUGCUGCUGUACUUUUAUGCUAUUAAGUUAAAAAAAUGAUUUAUUCAAUCAAGGAAUAAUUAGAAGUAUAAAUUUAGGUUAAUAUGAACGACUCUGAUUUAUCACUUGAUUUAACUCAUUUAUAGAAACUUUUAGAAUUAACAGAAUAAUAAUAAAUAAUUAUUGAUCUUUAGUUUGAUGAUAUUGCAGAAUAAUAGAUAAAAUCUGGUGAUACAAGAGUUCAAUAGAUGAUAUAAAAUCAGCUAAAAUAGGAUACUUUUAAUGACAAUCUCUAUUCAGAAAUUAAUGCCUUAAUAAAAAAGCAAAAUAAUUAAAUUACUUACAUUUUAUUUCACAUGAUUUAGUGUUGUUAAUAUUGUUUUGCUCUAAACAAAUAAUUGAAUCCAAUUGAAUUAGAUAAUAGUAUCUUUGAUUUAAAAAAGUCGAGCUAAAUAUAUCCUGAUUAACAAAACAUUAAAGCCUAAUUUGAAAUGUUACAGAACAGCCAAUAGUAGUACUGA